AUGCACGUGCAUAGAAGCAGCUCGAAGAAGCCUGGAGCUUAUGAUAGUCUCACGAAAAGAAGAUAUGAUUGGUUUGUUCACACCAUCUUCUCCGCCGGGUUUAUCAUGCUACUCGCUGCAAUUAUCGAAUCGACAAAUAACGAAGGCCAACAAAUUCCUGUCCUGAGACCGAGCCCAGGAAUAUCCGAAGCAAUACACUUGCUGGAUUAUCUUGGAAGCUUUAACAACCAAGCUGCUAUCCAGAGGCGCGACCAGAUUCAAAAAUUGUACGACCGCAUCCCGUCACUCAUGAGUCAAUCUCGCUCCUCAGAGGGACCUACUACCAAUGAUGAAUCUCACCACGCGGGACUCUCUGCGCAAAAUCUCUCCGGUCCGAUCUACUCUGUCGGGAAUAACAUUGACGAGAGUCAAGCAGCCCAACCCUUCGAUUUCAUGGGAAAUGCAGGCAUGGAAGGCUGUACCGUAGGCUCCUUGCCUAUUGAAUUUCCAGAUGACCCCCAGGCAAUGUAUUCAUUGUAUCACCCAGAAGACUUUACUUUGACUGGGGGAGACAUUGCCGAUUUCGAAGAGCUACAACGUCAUCUAUUCGGAAAUGAUGGCUGA
Molecule: messenger RNA, 603 nt
Organism: Penicillium waksmanii
Lineage: Eukaryota; Fungi; Ascomycota; Eurotiomycetes; Eurotiales; Aspergillaceae
Exons: 2
Coding region: 1-603 (200 amino acids)
Source: RefSeq, a predicted model, not a curated record